AUGAGCCCCUGUGGGCUUAACGUGAGCCUAGCGGAUGAGGCAACAGCGUGCGCAACACCCAGGGUCCCCAACACAUCUACAGUGCUGCCAGGCGAUUCCGGCACAUCACCGGCGCUGCCUAUCUUCUCCAUGACCCUGGGUGCAGUGUCCAACGUGCUGGCCCUGGCGCUGCUGGCGCAAGCUGCAGGUCGUCUGCGGCGGCGCCGCUCAGCUGCCACUUUUCUGUUGUUCGUUGCUAGCCUGCUAGUCAUUGACCUGGCAGGCCAUGUGAUCCCGGGGGCGCUGGUGCUUCGCCUGUACGCUGCAGGACGUUCACCUGCUGGCGGGGCCUGUCAUUUCUUGGGCGGCUGCAUGGUCUUCUUUGGCCUAUGCCCACUCUUGCUUGGCUGCGGCAUGGCCGUGGAGCGCUGCGUGGGUGUCACGCAGCCACUGCUCCAUGCGGCGCGCAUGUCAGUGGCCCACGCACGCCUGGCACUAGUCGUGCUGGCUGCCAUGGCUUUGGCAGUGGCGCUGCUGCCGCUAGCACACGUGGGUCACUACGAGCUACAGUACCCUGGCACCUGGUGUUUCAUUAGUCUUGGACCUCGUGGAGGUUGGCGCCAGGCAUUGCUUGCUGGCCUCUUCGCCGGCCUUGGCCUGGCAGCGCUCCUUGCGGCACUCGUGUGCAAUACGCUCAGCGGCCUGGCGCUCCUGCGAGCCCGCUGGAGGCGUCGCAGCUCUCGACGUCUCCGUGAGACCACAGGCUCCGAUGAUCGCCGGCGCUCCGAAGAUCGCCGGCGCUGGGGGUCCCGUAGACCACACUUGGCCUCCACCUCGUCUGCCUCAUCCAUCGCUUCAGCCUCCACCACCCUCCGUAGCUCCCGGGGCGGCGGCUCGGUGCGCAGGGUUCGCACGCACGACGUGGAGAUGGUGGGCCAGCUCGUGGGCAUCAUGGUGGUGUCGUGCAUCUGCUGGAGCCCCCUGCUGGUGUUGGUGAUGUUGGCCAUCGGGGGCUGGAACUCUAGCUCCCUGCAAAGGCCGCUGUUUCUGGCUGUGCGCCUCGCGUCGUGGAACCAGAUCCUGGACCCGUGGGUGUACAUCCUGCUGCGCCAGGCCGUGCUGCGUCAACUGCUUCGUCUCCUGCCCCUGAGGGCCGGUGCAAAGGAUGGCCCAACAGAGCUGGGCCUAACCAAGGGUGCCUGGGAGGCCAGUUCAUUGCGUAGCUCCCGGCACAGCGGCUUCAGCCAUCUCUGA
This is a messenger RNA of Microtus oregoni (creeping vole), 1233 nucleotides long. RefSeq names its product prostaglandin E receptor 1 (gene Ptger1). Bases 1 to 1233 code for a protein of 410 amino acids. Gene Ontology annotation, cellular component: plasma membrane. Gene Ontology annotation, molecular function: prostaglandin E receptor activity. Gene Ontology annotation, biological process: inflammatory response; adenylate cyclase-activating G protein-coupled receptor signaling pathway; positive regulation of cytosolic calcium ion concentration. The transcript has 2 exons. The record is from RefSeq and is a predicted model, not a curated record. NCBI's taxonomy places the organism in Eukaryota, Metazoa, Chordata, Mammalia, Rodentia, Cricetidae.